This is a messenger RNA of Danaus chrysippus (African queen), 1263 nucleotides long. The record is from the annotation of a GenBank genome assembly. NCBI's taxonomy places the organism in Eukaryota, Metazoa, Arthropoda, Insecta, Lepidoptera, Nymphalidae.
AUGAAGUCCAUUAUCUUGGCGGUAGCUUGUUUAGCAGUCGUAGUUAGGAGUCAACCGUUAUUCGGUUUAGAAGGUUUGGGAGAACUUGCAAGAGUCGGAACCGACGUGGGGUCACGGAUAGGGUCUUCUCUUGGUAAUGCAGCUGACUUAGGUAUGGAAGCUGCAGCAGAUCUCGGAGCCGGAGCGUUAUCAUUGGGAACAGGGGCCAUUGAAGCUGGUGCAGGGGCAUUUGGAGCGGGUGCAAGAGCAAUAGGACAGGGUGCGAAUAUAGCUAAUGGCAUCGGUAGAAGAAUUGGCAGCACUGGCUUAGGAAUGGUUGGUCUAGGAGGAGGUCAACAAGCCGCCAGAAAUUCUGAAAGAGCGUCAAGCUCCGGGGCAAAUCAGUACAACAGAGGCGCUAGUGGUGCUGACAGUCAAGGAUACCGAAACAAAGGUGAAAAGGAAUUCCACGACCGCGGACAUCACCACAGCAGCGUAAACAAGGUUGAACAGGCUGUGAGCAGUGAGGAUCACGAUGUUGGUGGUCACCAGGCUUACGACGAGGGUGCACAUAAAUCUGGUGAAUCCAAUAAAUAUGAAAGCGGUGCUAGCAAGGCCGCUAAUGACGUGGCAAACGCUGCUCAACGGGCACUCCUAGUGGUCGCUUGUUUAGCAGUCGUAAUAAGGGGUCAACCGUUAUUCGGUUUAGAAGGUUUGGGAGAACUUGCGAGAGUCGGAACCGACGUGGGGUCACGGAUAGGGUCAUCUCUUGGUAAUGCAGCUGACUUAGGUAUGGAAGCUGCAGCAGAUCUCGGAGCCGGAGCGUUAUCAUUGGGAACAGGGGCCAUUGAAGCUGGUGCAGGGGCAUUUGGAGCGGGUGCCAGAGCAAUAGGACAGGGUGCAAAUAUUGCUAAUGGCAUCGGUAGAAGAAUUGGCAGCACUGGCUUAGGAAUGGUUGGUCUAGGAGGAGGUCAAGAAGCCGCCAGAAAUUCUGAAAGAGCGUCAAGCUCCGGGGCAAAUCAGUACAACAGAGGCGCUAGUGGUGCUGACAGUCAAGGAUACCGCAACAAAGGGGAAAAGGAAUUCCACGACCGAGGACACCACCACAGCAGCGUCACAAAGGUUGAAAAAGCUGAGAACAGUGACGAGCACGACGUCGGUGGUCACCAGGCCUACGAUCAAGGCGCACAUAAAUCUGGUGAAUUCAACAAAUACGGAAACGGUGCCAGCAAUUAUGCUCAGGACGUAGCAAAUGCUGCACAACAAGUACAAACAGCCAUCUAA